This is a messenger RNA of Gekko japonicus, 541 nucleotides long. It is a transcript of the gene LYPD6, whose product is annotated as LY6/PLAUR domain containing 6. Gene Ontology annotation, molecular function: acetylcholine receptor inhibitor activity. Lineage: Eukaryota; Metazoa; Chordata; Lepidosauria; Squamata; Gekkonidae. The record is from RefSeq and is a predicted model, not a curated record. Gene Ontology annotation, biological process: positive regulation of canonical Wnt signaling pathway. The transcript has 4 exons. The coding region runs from base 26 to 541 and encodes 171 amino acids.
GUAUGUUUGAGGUUCCCCCUCUGCCAUGGAAUCCUGGCCUUUGCUGGCCUGGGUCUUCCUCCUUAGUCUGCUUGCCAGCCACCUGAAAGUAAUUCAAGCCCGAGACUUUACAGUAAAAGAUAUUGUCUACCUUCACCCUUCAACCACUCCAUAUCCUGGUGGAUUCAAAUGUUUCACUUGUGAAAAAGCCAUAGACAACUAUGAAUGCAACCAGUGGGCUCCAGAUAUCUAUUGCCCCAAAGACACACGAUACUGUUAUACAGAACACAUGCUGGAAGCCAGUGGAAAAAGCAUAUCUGUUACAAAGCGCUGUGCACGUCUGGAGCAUUGUUUGUCUACUGGAUGCCUAAUUUUCCCAGAUGGACUGAAGAUCUGCACUUCUUGCUGCGAAGGAAACAUCUGCAACUUGCCAUUGCCCAGAAAUGCAAGUGAUGCAAUAUUUGCCACGACAACCCCCAUAAACCAUACCCAAAGACAUUGGGAAAAUGCAUCCGUGGUGAUGUCAUUUCUCCUGUUAGUCUUUGCCGCGUGGGUGUCCUAG